AUGAAUCUUGUUAUUAAAGUAGGCGGUUUAGUUGCUGUUGCUUUCCUGGUCGGUGUAAUGAUCACUUCGACAGCAGCUGAUUGUAAUGUCUGCAAUGCUGGAAGUAACACAGCCUGUGUUUCGAAAACUGAAUAUCGACAAUGCAAUUCAAGCAGCAAACCAUUCGGUGCCUUAUUUCAAUGCGAAGACGGAGAAUUCUGUUCCAUAUUGGGAACAUGCACCAACGUAAAAGAACUUGCCGAAUGUAAUAAUUGUGGCAAAUGUGAUGAAACUAAGACAUUUGCCUGUAUUGGUACGAAGACGUUUAAAUUAUGUCUUGGAACAGAUAAUCUAUCGGAUUUUGAAGCUACUUGUUUUAACGAUACCGUGUGCAAUUCUAAUGAUGCACGUAUUUGUGUAGAGGAAGCCGCAACCUGUUCAUUUAGAGAUGAUCCAACUACAACAACGACGACAACAACAACCACUACGACAACACCUUCGCCCAAAGAUGAUCCUGUUGGUUUUUGCGCUUCGAUUAAAACAGAGGGACGUUAUCCAGUUGGUUCAGAUCCUCAAACAACCUGUCACCAAUAUGUUCACUGCUUGAAUGUCAACGGAGUUUGGUAUGGACCUACAUACAAUUGUCCCGGUAAAACCUACUAUGAUAGUGCCCUUAGAGCCUGUGUAGCAACCGUUCCAGCACAUUGUAGUGCAAAGAUUUCCAGUUUGUCUUUCCGUAGUAUUUUACUGGAAUAG
This is a messenger RNA of Musca vetustissima, 735 nucleotides long. RefSeq names its product probable endochitinase. The record is from RefSeq and is a predicted model, not a curated record. Lineage: Eukaryota; Metazoa; Arthropoda; Insecta; Diptera; Muscidae. Gene Ontology annotation, molecular function: chitin binding. The coding region runs from base 1 to 735 and encodes 244 amino acids. Gene Ontology annotation, cellular component: extracellular region. The transcript has 4 exons.